UGUCUGUACAUGGUUUUCUCUGCUGACAGAUGGAGCUGAUAAGAGUUGAGCUGCUGCAGGAGAGUGCAGUCAAACAGGACCUGGAGUGUGACAAGAUCACUCUGGAGAGACAGAAUAAGGAGCUGAAGAGCAGGGUGUCUCGUCUAGAGGGCUCCCAGAGGUCCAACCAGGAUGUUGUGGUCUCCAGACUGGAGGGAAGGGUCCAGGAGCUGGAGGGGAGUCUGGCGGGAGAGGAGAGAGACAACAUCAACCUGCAACAAGCCAACAGGAAACUAGAGCGAAAAGUGAAGGAGAUGACGAUACAGGUGGACGAUGAGCACAUGUCUAUACAGAACCAGAAAGACCAGCUGAACCAGAGGCUGAAGACUGCGAAGAGACAGAUGGAUGGGGCUGAGCAGGAGAUAGAGCGACUGGAGAACUCGAAGAGGAAGUUACAGAGAGAUCUGGAUGAACGGAUGGAGACCAAUGAGCAGGUCCUCAGUCAGCUCAACACCCUGCGCUCGGAGAUGAGGCGCAAGCAACAGAAAUCAGCACCGCUCCUGAUGAUCCUUAAGGGUGUGGAUGACAUCAACACUGACUGACUGACUGACUUUUAGUACUCCUUGGUGAUAUGUUGUCAUGCACUGACUACAGCGUGGUGGGGAAAAAUACAAGCAGUCAAGUCACAUAUAUCCUGAUUCUCACAACGGGUCGGUAAAUCACUGAGGACAUGGGAAUGAAAAGCACUACAGAAGUUUCUCAUUAACGAUAUUUCACCUGUACAACUCAACUGGUGAUUUCAUAACCCUUUGCUCUAGACUGACCUCUAGUGGGUAUUCUAAAACUACAGAGUUCCAUGCAGUUCCAGAAGAAAGAUCGCUAAUAAUAAAAUAUGUUUUUUUGCUUUUCACCAGGGGCACAACUUUCCCUGGGGAUGGGGGUACAUGUCCCCCCCACAUUCUGAAAUGACAUUUUUGUCCCCCCCAGUUUUAUCAUUGGAAUGUGAUACAAAACGAGGCACCUGUGUGCUUUAGGACCAUGCAGAUGCCUCCGAGCAGUCGGGGCAGGCUGUUUGGAGUGUUGAUCUGACUGAAAAAUAUAUAUAUAUAAAAAUCCCCCCCCCCACUUCUAAAACCAAAGUUGGGCCCCUGCUUUUCACUAUCAUAAAGCAGUCAAUAAACGUUAUU
Molecule: messenger RNA, 1166 nt
Organism: Salvelinus namaycush (lake trout)
Lineage: Eukaryota; Metazoa; Chordata; Actinopteri; Salmoniformes; Salmonidae
Product: cingulin-like protein 1
Exons: 5
Coding region: 30-581 (183 amino acids)
Cellular component (GO): myosin complex
Source: RefSeq, a predicted model, not a curated record